AAUUUAAAUGUAAGGUUUGUAAUAGUGAAUAUGAGGUGAGAGUUGCUUUAAGAGAAUCUGUGUCGAUAUUGUUUUGUUUCCGUAUCAAAUAUGAUCGAUAAGAGUAAUCGAACGAAUAAUCUAGGGCGUUUAUUGUUAUUUUGAAAUGAUGUUCAGUAAAAAUUCCAACCGUUUUCUAGUGUCAAAUAUUAACCUACUCUCGACUAAACACAAGUAAAUUGUUACAGUUGGUUGUGUUUGCUAAGUCUCAACAUGUCAUCUUCAUUGCUGAAUGAAAGACACAAAAUGCUGUUUAUAUUAUCAACUGUAGUCAUCUUACUUUCAACUAUUAAAACAGCAAGUGCUAGAGCCUUGGUGGAUUUACCGUUAAGCAUAAGUAGCAAAAGCGUUAACAUUCACGCUACUUUAACCGAUGCCAGUGUAGCCAAUAAAUAUUUCAUUCAAGAAUCCAUAUCAGCUUCUGGUACAGAGAUCAAAGGCAAAAUUGUGAUCUCAGGUGAAAAGGAUUCCUACAACAUCUUUUAUAAUACUGCUUCUAGUUUAAACCAGGAACGGUUGGUUAUUCACGGUACAAAUUGUUUAACAUUCGCCUACAAGAAUAAUUGGGAUCAAACUCUACCUGGAAUCAAGAACCUACCUGUAACUAAUCUGGUACUUUUAAUGGGACCUUCAAUUUUAUAUCGACUUGGUCAUUCCUCACUUGUUUGGAAAUCAGUUGCAGAUAAAAGCAUAAGAGGAACCAUGAUGAAGGGUGCAACAACUGAAAUAAACGGAAGAUUGAAAAUCACUUAUUAUUACAAAAACCAUUAUGCAAGCGAUUCUGGAAUUAAAAAUCCAAGUCGAAUUGAAUUCAGUGGUUAUGAUCCAUCGUCAACUUCAUACAGUGUCAGGGAGAAUCUAAUUCUUGAUAUUUACCUUCAAAAUGAGAACUAUUAUGAUGAACUCGCAAAUGAAGUUAAUCCUUUACCCGGAAUCGGAUGCCCACAUUACUUAGCCACAAGCGAGAUUUCAUUCCCUAGAUUGAGAACUGAUUAUGUACAUUACAUUAUGUACGAGUAUAUUCAAGGUUCAACCACUUCUCGAACAUUCAGUGAGAUUCAUGCAUCAGAAAAGCACAAAUUAUUACGAUUGAAAGCAACUCUUCUUGGUGUAACAACUGAAGCUAUUUAUGAUUAUAACCUCGGAGUUUCUUACCUCUUUGAAGAGGGUGGAGGGUGUAGAGUAUUAUCUGCAGAUUUAAAUUCACCUGGAGUCAAUUCUAAUGGUUAUUUCAACUUGCAAAGCCUUUUAAUCGUUGAUGACGUUGUUUCUCCUUUUCAUUAUCUUGGAAAACUCAAUUUAGAACACCGAUCUGGAUUUUCUGUAGAUGCAUGGGAAUCAAUCAGAUAUGAUGUUAACAUCAACGGGAAAAAGGCCGACAAAGCUGUCAUUACUCAAUAUUUUGCUAAAUCGCGAAAUAGUCAAAUAUUUCCUGGCUAUACUCUUGUCAGUACCACAAUUGCCAUCUAUAAAUUGGAUUCAUUGAAAAAAACUUACACUUUGACGGAUGGAAUUACAAGAGAUUUCAUGAACUUUGAAAAGGCUGGAUCUGAAGAUGAACUUCAUGACAUUUUUACAUUAAAAGAGUGUAAAUACUUAGUUAGCGAUAAAACAAAAACCCUUGACUUCAAAUUUGAAUGCCAAGGUGACUCUUGUACCGAACUCAUGGAAAGUCGUGCUUACGAAUUGAAACGAGAGCUCAUUGAUUAUGUUAUUUUAAACAAAAAUAUCAGUCCACUUCGAAUCGAUAAUGUCCAAUAUAAUAUCAAUGAGGCACAACUUGAUAUGGAAGUGACUUUCCUGGAUUCACCUAAUUUGCAAUAUGUUUUCAAUUCUAAAACUAUGUCCGUCAGUGCAGAUACAUUUAAAAUGAUGAAAAAAAUCAAAGCAAACAGUGAAUAUGAAUGUCUGGACGCUAUGGCAAAAUACCAAGAUAAUAUCCUUGUUGUAAUUUAUAGACCAUCAGAUUUAACUUGCGGAUAUUUGACAAAUUUUGACGACCUCAAGGAAGAUAGUAAAGGCGGAGACCCAUGCAGCGUCUAUCACUUCCCUUUAUAUAAUUUGCGUCGCAUUGAUCAAGAAAUACCACUUGAUCAAAUUCAAAAUACUUUGAUGGAAAAUUUAGGAUGGACUAUCUCUUAUUAUGCUUGGGAUUCUCAGCAAAUUUAUAAAAUCAUUGAUAUCAUCGACAAAACGGAAAAUAAAAUUACUCCAGCUGAUGUCUUUCAAACCACCAUUAGAGUUGAUGCAAAGUUGGACAGCAAAGAUCAAGUUACAGUGACUGCUCCAGGUGCAAAAACUUUCGCUGAUUGUUAUCGAACCUGUCAUAAUUCAGAGCAACUUAAAUGCAAUACUUUCUCAUUCUGUUCAAAUGGUGACUGUAGAGUCAGUAGCUUAUUAACUGUAGACUUGUAUAAUGACUCACAUGUUGAGCUAGACAAGUCAUGUUCUGUUCACGCUGUGAAUGUUGUCAAUCAAUACUCGGAAGUACCUCAUAGGAAAUUUAAAACCCAGACUUCGAUCGCAGUCGAAAAAGAUCCUUAUUCUUGUGCCGAAUCUUGUCAUGCUUCACCUGAUUGUUUCUCCUUCCAAUGGUGUGAUUUUCAGUGUAGUUUUGGUGGUUUUUAUACAGAUGCAGCUACUGAAUAUGACGGAGAAUGUAGUGUAUAUCAUCCCAAAGUAUCUGAGAAAUACCAAAAAACGGGAAACAAAAUCGUUUCAGAUGUGAUUUACACUGAAAUGAACUUGAAUUUUGAACAAUGUGCAUCAUUAUGUCAUGGAUGGUCUGAUGGUGAAACUGGAUGUAAAUCAUUUAAUUAUUGUCCUAAAAGUAGAACAGAAAGUUCUUGUUCAUUAACCAAAUUUUCAGUUAAAAGUGCAAAUACUAAAACUUCUGAAGGUGGCGAUUGCUCAAAUUACGAAUUGAAAGUGGAAUCAAAUGGAAAGAAAAGCAAAGAAUCCAGUUCGACUGAAGUAACGAAAGGAACAAGUGGAUCAGGUGCUUUUGGAAUAAUUAUGUUGUUCUUGUUUGUCGGGGCUUUAUUGGGAUUCGCUGGACCAUUUGGUUACUCAAAAGUUAAACAAAUGCGUAAUGAUUCAGAAGCCAACGAAAGUUUCACUUGGUCAAGACAAGUAAAUGAACAAGCUGAGAAUAGCAAUUGAAUCUCAUUGUAAACCUUAGCACUACUUUCAGAUUUGAAAAAAUCUGUUUAACAAAAUCACACAAUUGCUUAAUUCGUGCAACAUUUAAACAAUUUACUUUCUGAAUAAACUGUUUUAAAUGCA
Messenger RNA from Tetranychus urticae (two-spotted spider mite), 3324 nucleotides. RefSeq lists its product as uncharacterized. Lineage: Eukaryota; Metazoa; Arthropoda; Arachnida; Trombidiformes; Tetranychidae. The record is from RefSeq and is a predicted model, not a curated record.